Messenger RNA from Hirsutella rhossiliensis, 822 nucleotides. Its product is annotated as 3' exoribonuclease family protein. The transcript is spliced from 2 exons. Gene Ontology annotation, biological process: poly(A)-dependent snoRNA 3'-end processing; nuclear mRNA surveillance; U4 snRNA 3'-end processing. The record is from RefSeq and is a predicted model, not a curated record. Gene Ontology annotation, cellular component: nuclear exosome (RNase complex); cytoplasmic exosome (RNase complex); nucleolus. Lineage: Eukaryota; Fungi; Ascomycota; Sordariomycetes; Hypocreales; Ophiocordycipitaceae. The coding region runs from base 1 to 822 and encodes 273 amino acids.
AUGCCUCUCGACACGUCCACCUACUCGCUCGCGCUGCUGCGCGUUGACGGCCGCCGCUGGAACGAGCUGCGCCGCCUGCACGCCCAGAUCCGCACCCAGGACGCCGCCGACGGCUCCUCGUACCUCGAGAUGGGCCACACAAAGGUCAUGUGCGUCGUAACGGGGCCCUCGGAGCAGCAGCAGCUCCUCCAGCAGCAGAGGCGCACCGGCGGCCAGGGGGGCCAGCGCGAUGCCGCGUCCAUCAACGUCGGCGUCAGCGUCGCGGGCUUUUCGAGCGUCGACCGCAAGAAGCGCGGGCGCAAUGACAAACGAAUUCAAGAAAUCGAAAUCACAAUCGCCAAAACGCUCGCCUCGACCAUCCACACGCACCUCUUCCCCCACUCGGCCAUCAACGUCUCGCUCCACGUCCUCUCGCAGGACGGCUCGCUUCUCGCCGCCCUCCUCAACGCCGCCACCCUCGCCGUCAUCGACGCCGGCAUCCCCAUGACCGACUACGUCGCCGCCUGCACCGCCGGCUCCACCUCGACCUACGCCGCCGCCGACGACGCCGCCGACCCGCUGCUCGACCUUAACGCCCAGGAGGAGCAGGAGCUGCCCUUUCUCACCGUCGCCACCCUCGGCGACUCAGACCGCGUUGCCGUCCUCGUCUGCGAGAGCCGCGUCCAGGUCAGUCGCCUCGAGGGCAUGCUCGUCGUCGGGCUCGACGGCUGCAAGCAGGUCAAGCAGUUCCUCGACAAGACGGUCAAGGACAAGGGCGUCAAGAUGAUUCGCGAGGGCGCUGCGCAGAAGAGCGAUGCAAUCACUAUGGACUUGGACGGUUGA